AUGCUAGGGGGCUCCGCGCCGUCUCAAGCGUCCGGAGCCCCAUUUAGAACUGAGAGCGAAAGUCGAACGACUGUUUGGCCACCACCAGCUCAUCAAAAUAAUGUUUUCAACAGGGGUUACAACAUCUACUCCCUGUUUCCAGGUCCGAGUGAUAACGCUAAAACUUUAUAUACUCCCGUUGCUAAGGCUACAACACAAUCAGGGAAUUCUUUCCAGGGUUUUUUAGAUACUCAAAAAGCAAACGUAUCAUCUCCAUACGAUUCCAAAACGAAUCCGAUCGCAACGGAUCCUGGAAAAUCACAAAUAAAUUUAAUGGCGAAAACAUUCGAUCAUUCGCCAGAUAAUUAUUACAAAAUAGAAAAUUCUAAAGAAGGAGAAGUCAAUUCGAAAAAUCAAAAAAGAUUCGAGGGCAGUGAUUAUGUGGUCAUCAAGAGAGAAGUUUUAGAAUGUAAUAAAAUUCAGGAGGGUGGGGAAGGAGAAAGAAAUGUGAAAGAUGAUAAUAAUGACGGUGAUAAUGGUGGUGGCGUUGAAAAAGAAAAAGGAGACUGUAACAUAAUAAAAAGAAAUGAAAUGCUUCGAACCGAGGGCAACGAUGACAAUGACUCAGCAAACGUUCAAUCCGUAAAUACAAACGAACCGGAUUCCACCGAGAGUAGGAUAUCGAACGAAAACUGCAAAUAUAACGAGGGGAUGGAAUUAAGGGAUGAUUUUUAA
This is a messenger RNA of Pediculus humanus corporis (human body louse), 714 nucleotides long. RefSeq lists its product as uncharacterized. The record is from RefSeq and is a predicted model, not a curated record. Lineage: Eukaryota; Metazoa; Arthropoda; Insecta; Psocodea; Pediculidae. Bases 1 to 714 code for a protein of 237 amino acids. The transcript is spliced from 3 exons.